Auxenochlorella protothecoides is the source of this 2481-nucleotide messenger RNA. RefSeq names its product DNA-directed RNA polymerase III subunit RPC3. Gene Ontology annotation, biological process: DNA-templated transcription. Bases 1 to 2481 code for a protein of 826 amino acids. Gene Ontology annotation, cellular component: RNA polymerase III complex. The record is from RefSeq and is a predicted model, not a curated record. The transcript has 13 exons. Gene Ontology annotation, molecular function: single-stranded DNA binding. Lineage: Eukaryota; Viridiplantae; Chlorophyta; Trebouxiophyceae; Chlorellales; Chlorellaceae.
AUGAGCCGUACUCGUGCGAUGCUUCACGCAGCAGAUGUCCCAGCGGCCCCCGGUGGGAAUGGGACCUGCGCUGAGCUGGAGCUGGAGCUGCGGCGUGUCGAGGUCAGGAGCCCCCUCGUGGGUCAGCCCGGAACCACCGUGCUCGUGGCAUGCCACACCUCCUCGGGCCGGGUUUUCGACCCCAUCACCCUGGGCAUGGAGGACGCCGACCGCCUGACCUCCCACUCCGCGCGGUUCACCCUCUUUACCCCUGCCGCCCGGCUCUCCUGCCUGGAGGGGGUGGCCUGCCACGUGACCCUGAUCCCCGUGGCUGGCGCCGCGCAGACCCUCAUCGGCUGGGGCGUGGGCUCCUGCUGGUUCAUGCACUACCAGUUCCUGCAGCUCAGCUCCACCAUGUGGGCCUGCCAGGACGCGCGGGCGGGGGAAUACGUGCUGCAGUGCGACCGGCGCGGCGGCGUGCACCCCACCAUCAUGAUCAUCAUGCUCUCCACCGGCGCCGUCUUCGUGGUGGCCAUCGCGCUGGCCGUGCUGGCCUACGUGCGCGCGGCGCGGCGCACGACGCGCCUGCGCGCGCGGCUGUCGGGCUUGGCGGCCGAGCCGGGGGAGGCCGCGCCCAAACCCGUGCCCAUGUACCAGCUGGAGCUGGGAAGGGAGGGGGGGGCAGUCGGCGUGCCCCCAGGUCACCAGGGGCCCACCGUGGUCGUGAGCAGCGAGGGCUCACUGCUCAUGCUGGCCAAGCCCGAGGCCGUCGGGCCUGCCCAGCCGGUACAAGAGAGUACCGUGGCAAGGGCCCUGCUGUACCAUGGCACACAGAGCCUGGGCGACCUGCGACGCUCCGCCGGCCUGCCGCUGCCCCACCUGAAGGCGGCGCUGCUAGUGCUCAUGCAGCACAACUGCGUGGCCUCCUGGCUGCACGCCGAGCCCCCAAACCUGAGGGGCGAGUCGCGCGUGGAGCAGCUGUAUGAGGCGCUACCCCGGGCCAUGCUGCAUGGCCUGCAUGCCCCCCGCUACCUCAUCCACGUCAAGGACAGCCUGGGCGCCACCGCGGAGGCAGUGGCGCUCAAGCUCCUGCAGCAUGGGCGUCUCAGGCUGGACCAAGUCGUGGCUGCCCUGCAAAGCGAGGAUGCAGCUGCCGCGUCCCAGGGGCAAGGGGAGGAGGCCCAGACAACCCCGCAGCGGCCUGCCUUGGAGAUUCAGGCGGCGCUUUUGCGCCUUGUGCGCAGCAGGCUGGUGGAGCGGGCGCCGGUGUGCCACCUGCCGCCACCCAGGCGCGAGGUACACCCAAAUGCACGGAAGAAGAAGCCCGCCACCAAGCCCGGGAGCGAGGAGGAGGCCGAACAGCUGCGGGCGAGGGCCCAGGAUCAAGCGCACGCCGCCUACCAUGCUGUGCGAUUCAAGAUCCCCACGGACCUGGUGGAGACGGCGGUGCCGGCUCGGGCCCCUGAUGGUGCCUCCCUCGCCCACGAGCCGGCGAGGGGAGGUCUCGGCACGUCUGGCGCACAGGCCGAUGGGUCUGUGGGUGGGAAGCGGACGGCAGGCCACAGCACCCCCCAGCCACUGCCCGGGGUGGAGGAGGCCGCCAACCUGCCUGCGGCAAACAUCCUCUGGCGUGUCAGCCUCGAGGAGUUCAACCUCCGGUUGCGCAACGAGGCCAUCGCCGACCACAUGGGCUCCAGGCACGGCCCCGCCGCGGGGGCCGUGGUGGCCGGCAUGCUCGCCGCGCACGCCGCCCGGCUGCGGGAGGCCGGCGCCCCUGCCGCCGACGGCGAGCGCACCGUGCUCCUGAGCGAGGCCGAGGUCGCGCGCGCGGUGGCGGUCCACGAGCCCGACAUGGCGGGCGCGGGGCCGGCCCCCGACGUCCCCGGCACGCUUUCCAGCCUGGCGGCAGAGUGGGCCUCCCCCGUGGUCGCGGCGGGGGACCCCCCCGCCGGCGCGCGGCAGUACAGCCUGGACAUCGCCGGCGCGCUGGGCGCGCUGCGCCAGGGGCACCUGGAGGUCCUCCUGCACGACCGCUUUGGGCCGGAGGGCCUGCGCAUCUGGCGCCUGCUCCGCGCCUGCCGCCAGCUGGAGCAGAAGCAGGUGGCGGACUUCUGCAUGAUGGACGCCAAGGACGCCAAAGUCAAGCUGCACGCCAUGCUCAAGGCCGGGUGCGCGGAGGGGGGGCUGGACGUGCCACGCACCGCGGACCGCGCGCCCUCUCGCACUUUCUACCUGUGGCGCGCCGACGUGCGCGCCGCCUGCGCGGCCUUCACGAUCGAGCUGUUCCUGGCGGCGGGCAACCUGCACGCCCGCCUGGCACACGAGCUGAGUCAGCGUGCCGAGCUGCUCCGCGUGCUGGACCUGGUGAACGCGGGGCUGGCGGGGCCGGGCGCGCUGGCGGAGCGCGCGUCCGACUUCUCCAGGAUCAAGCGCGUGACGACCCUGCUGGAGGCCGGCCUGCUGGACGUGGGCGCCAGCCUGGCCCUCUUCCUCGGCGACUGA